Cololabis saira (Pacific saury) is the source of this 1913-nucleotide messenger RNA. RefSeq names its product zinc finger protein 665-like. The record is from RefSeq and is a predicted model, not a curated record. The coding region runs from base 553 to 1704 and encodes 383 amino acids. The transcript has 4 exons. Gene Ontology annotation, molecular function: RNA polymerase II cis-regulatory region sequence-specific DNA binding; DNA-binding transcription factor activity, RNA polymerase II-specific. Gene Ontology annotation, cellular component: nucleus. Lineage: Eukaryota; Metazoa; Chordata; Actinopteri; Beloniformes; Belonidae. Gene Ontology annotation, biological process: regulation of transcription by RNA polymerase II.
AAGAGGCAAAAGGAGAAAAAAGAGGGAAAAAAAGUAAAAAAGAGAGAACAAGAGGAAAAAAGUGCAUGUGUGAAUGAAUAAAUGAGACGUAAAACGUACAUUUCUUUGUAAAAAGGCGCUUUAUGAAAAUAAGUCCAUUCACUUGUAUUAGUUUACAGCGCAGUCUUGAACAUCCAAUAUGGCGGCGACGGUGACGUAUCGCAGGAGGCGGCUGCGCAUGCGCGGUUCUCGGUCUGCCGGAGCAGCAGCAGCAGAACAACGGUGUAAACUGAGGAGAAAACAUCUACAUAUCUUCUUAUUUUUCGUCUUCUAGCGAAUCCAAACCGAGAUAAACCCGCAGUUCGUGGGUUUAGGACGUGUUUAAACCCGCAGUUCGUGGGUUUAGGACGUGUUUUCUCGCGGCUGACGGGACCGUUGACGCGGCAUGGACGACAGCAAGAACACGAGGUUCCUCCGCCGCUGUGAGAACUCUGCCCGGAAACACGUGACCACCAAACUGACCGAAUACGACCUUCUUCUUCUUCUCCUCCUCCGGCAGCUCGAGAACUGCGCAUGCGCCGCCUCCUGCUGGCGGGAGCUGGUACUGCAGCCACCGCGAUGCCGGAGGGGAAGGUGAAGAAUCCCGGGAAACGCAGCAGGAAACCGGCCAAGAUGGACCUGCGGGAGGAGCUGGACAUGAAUCAUAAAGGAAGCCCCGAAAGACACUGCUGUGAUGAUUGUGAGCAAGUCUUCGCCAAUUCAUCAAACCUGAAGAAGCAUAAGAAAACUCAAACUGUUGAUAAACCGUACAGCUGUGAUCAGUGUGGAACGGCUUUUGCCCAAAAAGGUAACCUAAAGCAACACCAACGUAUUCACACUGGAGAAAAGCCUUACAGAUGUGAUCAGUGUGGAGCGGCUUUUGCCGCAUCAAGUAAUUUAAAGAUUCAUAAACGUAUUCACACUGGAGAAAAGCCUUACGGAUGUGAUCAGUGUGGAGCGGCUUUUGUCCAACAAGGUAAACUAAAGCAACACCAGCGUAUUCACACUGGAGAAAAGCCUUACGGAUGUGAUCUGUGCGGGGCGUCUUUUGCCCAGCAAAGUGCUUUAAGGAGUCACCAACGUAUUCACACUGGAGAAAAGCCUUUCAGCUGUGAUCAGUGUGGAGCGGCUUUUGCCCGUCAAAGUCACCUAAGGAGUCACCAACGUACUCACACUGGAGAAAAGCCUUACAGAUGUGAUCAGUGUGGAGCUUCUUUUAGCGACUCAAGUGGUCUCAGAGUCCACCAACGUAUUCACACUGGAGAAAAGCCUUACAGAUGUGAUCAGUGUGUAGCAGCUUUUGCCAGUAAAGCUGCUUUAAGGAAUCACCAAUGUAUUCACACUGGAGAAAGGCCUUACAGAUGUGAUCAGUGUGUAGCGGCUUUUACCCAAAAAGGUGCUUUAAGGAGUCACCAACGUAUUCACACUGGAGAAAAGCCUUACUUAUGUGAUCAGUGUGGAGCGGCUUUUGCCCAUCAAGGUGCUUUAAGGAGUCACCGACGUAUUCACACUGGAGAAAAGCCUUACAGAUGUGAUCAGUGUGGAGCGACUUUUCCCUAUCAAAGUUCUUUAAGGUAUCACCAACAUAUUCACACUGGAGAAAAGCCCUACAGAUGUGAUCAGUGUGGAGUGGCUUUCAGCCAAUCAAGUCAUCUAAGGAGACACCAACGUAUUCACACUGGAUAAAAAGUGUAUAUUUGUGAUCAGUGCUGAUAUAAUUUAUUUUGAGAGUUCAGUUAAAAUACACCAGUUUAGUUAAUUUAGUUUGAAAGAAAUAAUUCACACAUACGCUCUGACACACAUAGAUGAUCUGAAGUUUGUUUAAUGUUUAGUUAAUUGUUGUUUAUGCGUAGUUUAGGCAUCUGAGUUUAGCCCAAGUUUUGUUUCACUUUCUU